Owenia fusiformis is the source of this 3078-nucleotide messenger RNA. The record is from the annotation of a GenBank genome assembly. NCBI's taxonomy places the organism in Eukaryota, Metazoa, Annelida, Polychaeta, Sabellida, Oweniidae.
GUGAAACGGAACAUAUGUUCUCAAACUAUGCAUAGUUCUAUGCAUAGUUCAGUAAUUGUAACAUUGCUAUAGAUACUAGUGUAGUAUGAACUCAAUUUUAAAAUUUUGCAUGAAAUAGCCUGACCCUAAGACGAGCAAUGCUGACUUUGGAGACUAUAGUCAAACCAAGGCAAAACUGAGGUUGGUCUAAGUUGACUGCUCAAUCUGAGCUAGGCUAAUCAAUUAUUUUGACACCAAAAACCAGAAAAAAUGAUCACGAUAGUAAAACCAUGGAAGAAAAUGCGAUCAAGAACCAUCUGGAUUAUAGUAGGAAUUAUAUCAACUCUUAUUGUCAUUUAUUAUUUUCAAAAUAAAGAGGCAGAUAUUUCGAGGCGGUUACCAAAAGUUUUAAUUUCAGGAGCUGCAAAAUGUGGCACUACAGCCCUGGCGACGUUUCUGAGAUUCCAUCCCCAAUUGAAAUUCACAGAUCAAGAGGAAGUUUGCUAUUUUUCCCGCUAUAAACAUUUUAGUAAAGGGACUGAUUGGUAUCGGAAUUUAAUGCCGUUAAGUUCUAAAAUUGGGGGUGAGCUCACUGUUGAGAAGUGCCCAGAUUACUGGGAGCAAAUUCAAGCGCUGGAACGGAUCCAUGGUAUGGAUAGUGAUAUCCGGUUAUUGAUUAUAUUAUGUAAUCCUGUUAAGCAGGUAAUUUCAAGGUACACGCAACGAAAAAAUUCUUGGCUUCACAAAGCUGAACAAUUACAUAAUAUACAAACAAAAGGUCAAACUUGGAAUUUAACGUUUGAGGACUUUGCUAUUGACCCUAGCACUGGUGGAGUAAGGGUCGAAUGGGAUGCCAUACAAAAAGCAAUCUUUAUUAAUCACAUAAGAAAUGUGUUUUAUAUUUUUGAAAAUUCUCAAGUUCAUAUUAUAGAUGGCGAUAAUUUUGUCCAUAAUCCUGUCUUUGAAUUAAGAAAAGUAGAAACUUUUCUUGGAUUAGGGCAUGUUUUCAAAGAUGACUUUUUUGCAUAUGAUGAAGAAAAGGGUUUUUAUUGUAUGACAACUGAUAAAGGAAAACAUAAGAAUUGUUUGUCUAAGGCAAAAGGUAGGCCCCAUCCCAGAAUAGAUGGCACUGUGAUGAAAAAGUUAAAAUCUUUCUUCUGGCCAAGAAAUGAAGAAUUUUAUGGCCUAAUUGGACGAAGAUACAACUGGGAAUAAUGUUUCGCCAAUGAAAUACACUUCUAAUCUAUGCUGCGUAUCACCAAUUUAGACUUUUGAAGAUUAUUUAGCUGAAAGUACACCCAUAGAAAUUAGAACUGAAAUAAUAUAAGCAAAAAUUGUAUACAGAUUUACUUCGGUUAAUUUGGUAAAUUUUUUCAAUUUUUGACAUUUAGCAGCUAUCUAAUUUGGCAGAUUUGGGCUGAAUUUAAUUUUAUCAGAAUCAGAUCAUGUUUUGAAUUGACAAUAUUCAUGAGUACUAGCAUUUCUGAUGUUUCUGAUUCUAAUACUAUCUGCCAUUUAAGCAAUAUGAUCUUGUUCCCCAACAUUUGAGACAAUAAAUACUUUUGUUUUUCUUAGCCAUUUUAAAAUAACACUGUUACAACUAAAACCAGAAGACAAUCUUUGCAUGUACACUGUAUGAAAACAUUUCCGGAGAGUUGUCUUAAAUCAUGGCAAAAAUGUAAACUGGCAAGUUUUUCAAUGACAAAAUUCACAAAAAUUGGCACCAAAUUAACCAAAGUAAUAAUAAACUGACACCUAAACCUGACUUUUUUUGGACUAUAGUUCCCCAAAAUUGCAGUUGGGAUGGACAUCAUAUCAACAAUUGACUACACUUGGCCUUGCUCAUCCCAUCAUUUAAAAUCAAAACAUGUAAAUAAUCAUUAGAUUCAAUAUCCUUUGUAUUUCAAAAAUACAAUACUCUAUGUACAAUCAUGUAUUAUAUUAUAAUGCAUAUUUAAAGAUAAUUUUCAUAUAUACACAAACUUUAAAGCUUUGGCAACAUCCCUUGUAACAAAUGCAUAUACUGUAUUCUAUAUGAACAGAGGCAUCUAAUAAUAGAAACAUACUAAUAAUAACAUACAUGGGUACAGGAAAGGGGGUCUUAUCCCAGAUUUUUUCAAUAUUUUGAUUUUUGAUCUUAAUAAGCACAAAGAGACCUUUCAAAUGAGCCAUGGCUUAUAUCUUAACAAUUUCUCUUUGUAGAUAUAGACCAAAAAGACGGAUUUGAAUUUAGCAUUUCUCUUUAAUCUAAACCACAUAUUUGUAGCUUUGUAGCACAAUUUUAAUUUUUGUGAUAACACAAGUUUUCCUGUAUUAAGGUUCUUUUACACAGUUAUAGUACAAAGAAAAUGCAACAUUUUUACUCCAUACUUAUGAUCAAUUGAAAUGAUUAGAAAGAACUAAUUUGUACAUUCAUGAUUUACUAAAAUAUACAAGUUCAUGUACAAUACAAAUGAUUUCAGAUAUUGUAAACAUUUUCAUUUUUAUGUCACCACCAGUUGUAGUGAUUUCUAUAUACAAUAAUUUCUUAACUCAUUCACUUUGAAGGACGUGAUAUGACGUCAUUAAGCACAUACGUUGACUACGAAGGACGUGAUAACACGUCAAAGCACAAACCCGAUGUAUUUGUGGAAUCUUGUAACCAUGACAACUUAUAAAAUGGGACUUAAAAACCUAUUGAUUCUGAAAGAGUUUAUCAUAUACAAGUAUAUGCUUUAAAAUGAUAUAUAACACUAUAUACGUAUGCCCAUGUAUAUACUGUAUAUAUUAUCUCAGAGGUACCAUACACGGCAAUUUUCAAAAAUUUGUCAGUAUUAUAAUGCUUUUUGCCCCAGUAUUGAAUGAGUUAAGGUAAGCAUUCUGGAGUAACUGGGGUAAAUAUUUGUAUGUUAUAUCACAAUGCAAGUCAUUCUAUUAUAUUGGGACCACCUUAACACAUAAAAAAGGCAUAAACAUGCAAAAUGUCACCACCUACCAGACACUGACCACCAAACACCAACCACUGAACACCACCCAUAUAACAAUGUGUCACCACAACUGGUGGUGACAUAAAAAUGAAAACAUCUGAAUGUUUACAUUAUCUCAAAUCUGGAAUUUUUG